AGCCAGAGAGGAGAACUGCGGCGGCACGAUGGGGAUAUUCUGCCUGCGUGGGCUCUGUCGCUGAGGCGUCCGGAGUUCAGCCACUGUGUGCGCGUGUGUGUGUGUGUGUGUGGCUGUGUGAGUGUGUGUGUAUGCGUGUGUGAGUGAGUGUGAGCCCCUGCCGACGCCGUGCGGAGAAAGGAGAAGGGGAACAGAGGAGAGCUGGUGGAGAGGAGGAAAAAGAGAGGGGGAGUGUUGACUCUCACUGGGGCUUAGAGGAACCUCACGCCACUGGAUCAGAGGACGCCGAUGUGCAACAACUACUCCAACUACUGCCGCUGCUGCUCUGCCUGCGUGCCGCUGCCUGCCUGUCCUCUCAACUUCUGCCAUGGCAUAGCCACCUCUUCCAGCUCGCCUCUAAUCCACUAAGGAAACGGGCAUGCACGGGCACAACCAGGGAUCUAGGCUAACGCAUCCUUUACGUCAGUAAUUCACAGUCUGAGGAAACAUGGUGAGCAAGGAGGGUGGCAAAUGCAUGCUCACCAACUCAGAGUCUGACUCGGAGGCAGCGCCCUUGCCCUCCACCUCGCUGGCGCUGGAGGUGAAGUAUUCCCUGGAAGCCAGUCGACAGGUGAGGAAGAGAAACAAGGCCCUGCAAGUGCGUUUCAAGGAUAUCUGCGAGGCACAGAACGAGCAGAGGGAGGCGGAGUUGCAGGCAGCGGGGAAAGGCGGCAAGCCGAAUUCAUACAAAGUGGCGUACCGCAAGUACAUGACUGUCCCUGCCCGCAGAUCCAUCCCAAACGUCACAAGGAGCACAGGCGUGCAGACGUCCCCUGACCUGAAGAAACGCUAUCAGACCUUUCCCUUUGAGCGCAAGAAAGGUCACACCUUUAAACACGUGGCGGCCGUGGAAACUUAUAAAGGUCAGAAUAACGGUUUUGUCAUGGAGGUGAAGCAGUCCAAGGCUGCUGAGCAGGGUUUAGAUGAGGAGGAGGAGGAGGGAGCCUGUGGGGGGAGUGGAGUCCGGAGGACCAGGGCUCUGCUCCAUACUAAUGAGUGCAUUGCCACAGUGGAGCAGCACACUGCACCUGAUGGCCUGUGCUCUGACGCUCUGCUGCUCAGUUGCUCUGCAGACACAGACUGCCUUGCAGACACACAGAGAGGAAGCGGAGCCGGAGCACAGGCAGAGUACCAGCUCUGCAGUGUCCCAUCCAAAGCCAGGACAGGAUUACAACACAGGGAGGCCGAUACAGACCACUCGGCCAAGAGGCAGCUGCUCAAUCUGGAGGAGGGCUCGUCCCGAACCCUGCCGGACAGGGCCUCCAAGGUUACGGGCCCCAUCGCCUGGAACUCCCUUACACAGGUGGAGUGCCUGGACAGUCCGUCUGUGCGGAGCAAGCGGAAGAAAGCCCUGCAGCUCAACGGGCUGCAGAGUGAGACGCUACCACGUUCCAGCGGAGGCUGUACAACACAGGCACAGUGCCACACGGGACAGUUGUCUGCCCGGCCUCUACGGGGCAUGGAGGAGCCUCUGACACCCUGCAGAGGUGGCGAGGCUGGUGGGGCACCGCCCGACCAAACACAGGAGGCCUGCAAGCAAAUAGUGCCUAUGAAUCAGGACGGGGAUGUUAAAGCACAGCUCCAGGCCAUGGAAAAUCUCAUCAGCUCCAGCCAAGAGACCAUCAAGGUGCUGCUGGGGGUCAUCCAGGAACUGGAGAAGGGGGAGGCCCACAGAGAAGGACUCUCCUAUCGAACCGGACAGGACACGGCCAACUGCGACACAUGCCGGAACAGCGCAUGCAUUAUUUACAGUGUGGAGCUGGACUUCAAGCAGCAGGAGGACAAGCUGCAGCCGCUGAUGAAGAGGCUUUGCCCUACGGAGGAAGGCCACUUCCCCUCCCUGCCUUACCCCCAGGAGGCCUUCACCUCCACCCCUAAACGCAAGUCCAAAGCUGACUCCAAGAAGCACGCUCGCUGGAAACUUUGGUUCCUCUGAAACACACAAGACUGUCUCCUCACCCGCACUACGGAUGCACAGGAUUUAUGCGUCCGUCUGGUCGUCCAUAUUUGUUUGGGUUAUCCAUCGUCUUCAGUUUUAUCACAUCUCCCUUGGCUUUUUGUAGACCUGGUGACCAGUACUGAUGGAGAGCUCCACCACUGGAUACUGAGCCUUUCUCAGAGAUGACAGGAUGUGUAACGGGACACAAGUGUGGAUUCCACGGAAAAUUCUGUAAUGUCAUGCUUACCAAAAAUGGAUUCAGAGUUAUUUUGAACUAAUUUCUUCAAACAGGGUGUGAAAUUACACCAGGGCGACAUAUUUGGAGAUCAGCAAGGUGAGAAGACGAAAUUUGAUUUCCCUCUGUCUAUUUGCAUAUAUUUUUCUAGCUGACGUCUACGGGGUCCUGUUCUGUGAUAAUGGUUCAGUGAUAGUCGCAUUUCUAUUCACCAGUUGGGACUUUUCUUCCCAGCCUCCAGGAGAGGUUGGCAACUCAACCAUGAUGCGCUGAGGUCUACAUCAACAGCAUAUCACCGUACUGCAAAGCACAAUUAACACUGUUCAGGAUACAUUUUUCUCCAGAGUAAUUAAAAAGAACUAUUUUGAGUAUUAACUCACACAUGUAGAUCACCUACUAACCAUGACAGAUUGAAGACUUUCAUAAUAUCUAAAGAAGAGACCUACAGGACAAAGAAGUCAGAGAUGUUUAAUGGAGUUAUAUGAUCAACUUUCUAUCCAUCUCUAAAAUGUCUCCUUGAAUCAACUGACUUUGAAGUAAAGAAUGAAUAAAUAACACUUAUUUUCUUAAUAACAUUUGCAAAGUUAGACAUCAAUGUACUUUUUUCUAUAUAAAUAUAUAUAUAUCUAUAUACAUUCACUUUAAGGUUUAGUGGGAUAUAGUUAUUUGAGCUGCAGUGAAGGGGGGCUGUGCAUUUCAAAAACUACAAUGCAAAGGAGGGGCAAUCAAUGAUUCUUAAUUCCUUUUCAUACAUCAAACUUAGUUCUGACUAACCUCACAGUGAAAAUGGUGAUCGAAACCCAAUACCCCAAAAUAAGUCCAUACUAAAAAACUUCAUCAGUGUCAAACUAGAGAGAGUUGUGGAUCAACACAUAGAAAAUUAAGUGUAAAGGAAUACUUAACCACCAACAUGAUCAUUCGUGUAUCAAUUAUUCACCCCAUGUUACGUUGAAUUCAGGAAAGAAAAUUUUGCUUUUCUUUCAUUCCUCCUCAAUGAAUGAAGAAUCCAAAACCAGAGAAAAUUCUUGAUGAAAAGAAAUAACGGGGUCUCUUUUAACAAUAGCAAAACUAUAUAAAAACAUCUAUUUACAAACUCUCACAUUAGUCAUUGCA
Messenger RNA from Epinephelus lanceolatus (giant grouper), 3326 nucleotides. It is a transcript of the gene insyn2a, whose product is annotated as inhibitory synaptic factor 2A. The record is from RefSeq and is a predicted model, not a curated record. Lineage: Eukaryota; Metazoa; Chordata; Actinopteri; Perciformes; Serranidae. Gene Ontology annotation, biological process: inhibitory postsynaptic potential. Gene Ontology annotation, cellular component: postsynaptic density.